Messenger RNA from Hypoxylon fragiforme, 1459 nucleotides. Its product is annotated as glycoside hydrolase family 18 protein. The transcript has a single exon. The coding region runs from base 159 to 1169 and encodes 336 amino acids. Gene Ontology annotation, molecular function: chitinase activity. NCBI's taxonomy places the organism in Eukaryota, Fungi, Ascomycota, Sordariomycetes, Xylariales, Hypoxylaceae. Gene Ontology annotation, cellular component: extracellular region. Gene Ontology annotation, biological process: carbohydrate metabolic process. The record is from RefSeq and is a predicted model, not a curated record.
GUCUUACAGCCCUAAAGCCCAGACUUUUGUUCAACUCUCUACUCCUCAUCCAUCCAUCCACCUUAAAUCGUGAGAUUAACUGCCUAGGGUAUAUAUAUAUCAACCAGCUAAGACUUCUAAUCUAAUCUCAUCUCGUCAUCGACACUUCUUCCGCAUUCAUGGCGUCGUCUUCGGCGAGUACACGCCCUCGCAUUGUCAUAUACCACCAAACCACUCACAAUCCCGACGGCAGUCUUAUUUCGAUUUUGCCGCUGAUUACACAACCCGAUAUUUCACUUACGCAUAUAAUCGUAGCCGCAAUUCACAUCAAUGAUGACCCAGAUAAACUAACACUCAAUGACCACCCUCCGUCUGACCCGCGCUAUGUUACCACGUGGGCAGAGUUACGUAUUGCCCAGGCUAGUGAUAUCAAGGUUAUGGGUAUGCUAGGUGGAGCAGCCAAAGGUUCCUAUGCGCGCCUAGAUCAGGACCAGGCGACCUUCGAGACCUACUACGGCCCACUUUACGAUCUCAUUCGAGAAAGGGACCUCGAUGGCCUCGACUUGGAUGUGGAGGAGAACAUGUCCCUCUCGGGUAUCGUUCGUCUGAUUGAUAGACUUAGAGCUGAUUUUGGUCCUGAUUUUAUCAUCACUCUUGCGCCAGUCGCCGCAGCUCUUAUUGAUGUAAGACGCAACCUCAGCGGCUUCGAUUACGAGACGCUGGAGGUGAUGCGUGGCAAGCAAAUCGCAUGGUAUAAUACUCAGUUCUAUUGUGGAUGGGGUGAUGCUAGCAACCCAGUCAUGUAUGAGAUCUGUGUCGCAAGAGGCUGGUCUCCAGAAAAGGUCGUCAUAGGCCUUGUCACAACGCCAGAUAACGGUCCUGGCUGGGUACCCUUUGAGAUCCUGAAACCCACGCUCGCAUUACUUCGUCGCCAGUUCCCGACAUUCGGAGGCGUGAUGGGCUGGGAGUACUUUAAUGGUCAGCCGGGAGGCAAGGCUCGACCUUGGGAAUGGGCACAACGCAUGACAGAGCUACUAGGUAACCCUCGGAUCGAAAAGACACAGAACGCAAUCGUUCAACAUUCCGAGCCUAUUGAGAUUGAUCCAGAUGUCGAAAAUGGGCCAAAACUUGAAACGCCACAAAAUUUCGAAUAUUAUUCUGAUGGUUCAAUUGAAGAUGAUGGAAAUUGAGCUGGAUUUUAGACAGUGAAUAGAUGGCCAUGGCUCAUCGAAAUUUCAUCCCAAGUCACAACCACAGGAUUUGAACCAAAAAAAGGGAAAAGAAUAAAAAGAAAAGAAAAGAAAUUUACUUAAUGACGUUUUAGUGAAUUUAUCGUUCCUGAUUCACUCCUUCUUUCAAAUAGUUCGGAUGAAAAAGGGAUUCACUGGGUAAGGAAACGAGUCAGUAUUUUUACUAAUUCUUGUUUGAUUGGGUGAGUUCAACAGACUAGUAAGAAUGGCAGCUGCUCACACUUGCGUUG